AUGCGCUCCAAGGCGCCUCACUGCACGUACUGGAGGCCGCCGCGCGGGCCAACCAUUUCCUCCUCCCAGGCAGCUAGGCGUCCGGUCACGCACCUGGAGGCUGCCUCGCGCAGGGGACCGCGACACCUGGCUGCAUUGUUGUCGCCUCAACUGUCUACUCUCUCAGACAGGACCCAGCACCCGCCCCAACGUGUGCCGGCCUUGUACCCCUUUAAGAAACCAGACCGGCCAGGGGUGGGAGUGGUCGCCUGCGCGAUCGCGCGCGCCAGAGGGGAGGAGGGCGCGAGGGUGAUAAUUGGCCGCGGCAGGGGCCCCGCCCGCGAGUGGAGGGCGAUCACGUGA
This is a messenger RNA of Rangifer tarandus platyrhynchus (Svalbard reindeer), 342 nucleotides long. The record is from the annotation of a GenBank genome assembly. NCBI's taxonomy places the organism in Eukaryota, Metazoa, Chordata, Mammalia, Artiodactyla, Cervidae.